Verruconis gallopava is the source of this 222-nucleotide messenger RNA. RefSeq lists its product as uncharacterized. Gene Ontology annotation, cellular component: oligosaccharyltransferase complex. Bases 1 to 222 code for a protein of 73 amino acids. Lineage: Eukaryota; Fungi; Ascomycota; Dothideomycetes; Venturiales; Sympoventuriaceae. The record is from RefSeq and is a predicted model, not a curated record. The transcript has 2 exons.
AUGAUAUCGGACAAUCAGCUGUACACGCUUGCCCUCUUCCUUGGCUCUGCCAGCAUGCUUCUGAUUGUGCUCUAUCACUGGCUCGAGAUCAACGCGAAAGAUGAGAUCUCGGAUGAGCGCAAGAGCGAUGCGAUACCUGCAGGCACGGCAAAGGAAGAUGUGGUACGGAGAGGGACCAUAGCAGGUCAUGCCGCAGCUCUGAAGCAUUUGCACGGUGUUUAG